This is a messenger RNA of Symbiodinium natans, 279 nucleotides long. NCBI's taxonomy places the organism in Eukaryota, Dinophyceae, Suessiales, Symbiodiniaceae. The record is from the annotation of a GenBank genome assembly.
AUGUCAUUCAAGGACUACCAGGCCCUCUUAGACGAGGACGGCAUUUGCGAGGAGCUGUGUGAGAUUUUGGACAUGGACAAGGACGAGCUUCUGGCUGCAUGGGAAGGCUUCCCUAAGGAGAACCGGCAGAUGUAUGGUGGGCACCAUGAGAUUGUCGCUCGAGAUAACUUCGUCGACUCGCUGAUGAAGGCGAAGGGAGCAGUGGACCUCCUGUCAGUCACCCGCGUAUAUCAGAAGCUGGCCCGGAUCGAGAAGGCCCUUCGUGUUCCGACAUCAUGA